Molecule: messenger RNA, 3081 nt
Organism: Nicotiana attenuata
Lineage: Eukaryota; Viridiplantae; Streptophyta; Magnoliopsida; Solanales; Solanaceae
Product: LRR receptor-like serine/threonine-protein kinase GSO1
Exons: 1
Coding region: 1-3081 (1026 amino acids)
Molecular function (GO): protein binding
Source: RefSeq, a predicted model, not a curated record
AUGUGGACCCUCAAAAUUUUGCUUAUAUUUGCUACUUUAUUUAAUCAUUUUUCCAUCGUUUAUGGCUGCCAUGAAACUGAAAGAGCAGCUCUACUGAGCUUCAAAUCAAUGCUGGCUGAUCCAUCUGAUCGGUUAUCUUCAUGGCAAGGCGGAAAUUGUUGCAAUUGGGAAGGAAUCAAAUGUUCAAGUUCAGGUCAUGUUGUAGUUGUGAAUCUCCGGAAUCCUAAUCCGGAUGAAGUCAUUAUCAAUGUCAAUAAGGAAGUUGUUUCAAAUUCUAACAAUACAUCCAAUGCCCUCAAUGGUACCAUAUCUCCAUUGCUCUUUACUCUUAACCAUAUGCAAUAUCUUGACCUGAGUUUCAAUAACUUCAUGCUCUCAAAACUACCUGCUGAGAUAUCAAACUUAACUAAGUUGACUUAUCUUAACCUCUCAAAUGCCAUGUUUCAAGAUUCCAUCUCCACACAAUUUUCAAACCUCACAUCUCUAAGGUCGCUUGAUCUUUCGUGUGCUAAUUUAGUAAUUGAUUUAUCUUCUAUUACUAUUAGCUUGACAUUACCACCAAAGUUGGAUUUUGGCUCACUGUUGUCUUUUAUCAGCUAUGGUCGAUUGUUUAGUCCAAAUCUAAGGUGGUUAGAAGGACUCCGAGGCCUCAGAUAUCUUGUAUUGGCAGGUGUUGAUCUAUCAAAAGCCUCCGAAUCAUUUCAUUGGGCUAAACCAAUAUCAAGCCUUUCAAAUCUCAAGUCACUUCAAUUGUCCUACUGCAAAAUUUCAGGAAGAAUUCCGACAGGGCUAUUACUUAACCUUACUAAUCUUUCUACUCUAGAAAUGAGUUCUAACGCUCUAACAUCCUCGAUACCUGAUCUGCUAUCGAACCUCACAACCCUCUCAACUCUUGAUUUUAGCUCCAAUGAUUUAGAUGGUCAUAUCCCUUACCUUCCUCAACUUGAGGAACUUUAUGUUGCUAGUAAUCCUGCUAUGAUCAUCAAUCUUGUUUCAAUGUUUUCAGUCCCAUGGUCAAAGUUGACAUUUCUUGACAUAAGUCUCACAUGGGUAGGUGGAACGAUUCCUCCUUCGUUAAGCAACUCAACUUCAUUGACCUUUUUCCGAGCUGAUGGAUGCUCUAUCCAAGGGUCGAUACCUUCUUCCAUCACAAACCUUAAGAAAUUAAGUGUACUGAUGCUCAAUGACAACAAUAUCACAGGCCAACUUCCUGUAACCAUGUCCAGUUUAAUAGGUCUUCAAUACUUAUCUCUGUUCCAGAAUAGUUUACAAGGGCAAAUUCCAAUUUCAAUUUGUCAAAUCCCCUCCCUUGAGUACCUGAAUUUAGAAUGGAAUGAGCUAACAGGACGGUUUCCCUCGUGCAUACUUCAGCUUCCUAAGCUUUCAUAUCUUUAUAUUCAGAUGAAUAAGCUGAAAGGCAAUAUGCCAUUUUCUUUGUUCCAAAAGUCAAAAUUGGAUCAAAUUAGUAUAGGAGCUAGUGGAUUGUCAUUGGAAAUUGACGAUCAAGAUCAACCCUUUGUGCAAACAUUUCAGCCCGAGAUUUUAGAAUUUACAUCUUGCAACAUGAGAGGAGAAAUCCCAGAUUUCUUCUCAAAUUUGACGAACCUCACAAUCUUGAAUUUGGCGAACAACAGCCUAUCAGGAGCCAUACCAUACUGGUUAUUCAAUCUCCCUGCCCUAUCUGUUCUAGAUUUAUGUAUGAAUAACUUUGAGGGAGUUAUACCUCCAACGAUUCAGCUGAAAUCUUCUCCUUUUCCAACAAUAAUAAAUUUGGCCAGCAACAACCUUCAAGGUCCAAUUCCCUCUCAGCUCGAGAAUGUUAAUGUCAUCGAUUUGUCACUUAACAACUUCAUAGGGUUAAUACCAACACAGAUAGGAGAAGUUCCCGGUAUCAGGUCCAUUUCCUUAUCCGGAAACAAAAUUCAUGGUCCAAUACCUGAAUCAUUUUGCCAAGCAACUAAUAUUCUCCAGGUUCUUGAUCUCUCCAAUAAUAGCUUGUCAGGCGCCAUUCAACGUAAUCUUGGAAACUGCAAGUCUCUCAUUUACCUUAAUCUUGGACAAAACAAGCUCAGUGGAAGUAUUCCAAAAGAACUUGAACGUGUUACAAGCCUUCGUUAUCUGGACCUGAAUGGGAAUAAGUUUGAAGGAUCUUUCCCAACAGUCAUUGAAAACUUUCAGGAUUUGGAGAUUCUGAACUUGGCAGGCAAUAAAUUUGAAGGAAGGAUACCAAAGUUCAUCGGUAACCUACACCACCUCCGUAUCCUCGUGCUUGCAUCAAACUCUUUCAGUGAAUCUAUCCCAGAAGGGCUAAUGAAGUUAGAAAAUCUACAAUAUAUUGGUUUUUCAAGGAAUAAUCUAUCUGGCCCCAUUCCUGAGAAUCUUGAUGGCUUGAAAACGAUGAUGAAAAGACAAAACGAGGCGACCAUCUUAGGUUAUGUUUACUCCCUUAAAUUCACUGGUGCUCAACUAGAAAUAGUCACCAAAGGACAGACACAAUUGCUUGAGUCAGUGUAUUCCUACAACACUGGAUUCGACAUCUCAGGCAAUGCUCUCACUGGUAAAAUCCCUGAGAAAAUUGGCCUUUUAAGUGGAGUUCCAUUGCUGAAUCUCUCACACAAUAAUCUUACAGGGGUGAUCCCAAAGACUAUUGGUGACAUGAUUUCCCUCGAGUCGUUGGAUCUCAGCUAUAACCAAUUAACAGGUGAAAUUCCAGAGACAUUAACACUGUUAGAUUUCCUUCAGGAUCUCAACUUGUCUUAUAACAAUUUGAGGGGAAGGAUUCCAAGCGGUCCGCAUUUUGACACUUUGUAUCAAGAUGGAACAGCAUAUAUUGGAAACAAAUACUUAUGUGAUGCACCUGGUGGGAUGAAUUGCAGUAACAAUGGUCCCUCUAUCACUGAAACUGCAGAGAAGAAAUAUGAUCAAGAAAAUGUCCUUUUUGUUGUAGUUAUAUUCUUGGGCUUUGUAACAGGAAUUUCUGGAGUAUUUCUACUCUUAUAUUUGAUAGAUGACAAUUGGAGGAAGAGGUACUGGAGAGCAGUAGACAGGAUUGUGUUGAAAAUAGUUAGCAGUGAAUCAUGA